AUGAACCUGCUGGACGAAACUAUCAGGACCUCGUCUAUGCCCGACGGCGAGGCCCGUCUGCCAGCCUAUAUGGAAAUCGAUGAAGUUGCCAUGGACCGGCAGCGAGCCUCCGCUCUGGCCGCACACCAAGAUGCCCGCGCCCUCAUUCGCUUGAUCCAGUGCCCCCAGUGCUCCAAGCCGUACACCAGCCCCGUCACCCUACCCUGCGGCAACUCGCUAUGCCGCACUUGUCUGCCUCAGUCCUACCGCCGUGAGGGCGUCUCGUACCCCGAUACUCCUGGAAGACAGCGCGGCUUUCUUUGUCCUUACACCGAAUGUUCCGAAGAGCAUGUCCUGGCAGACUGCAGCAUCGACGUCACCCUGUCGAAGCUCAUGGAAGCCAUCGCCGACCUCGUCCGCGGACACAUCCAACUCGCCGGCGAUAGACAGACAUAUAUGGAAGAGGUGGUUAAACAGGACGAGGUGCUGGGAACAAUCACAUCCGUAGACUUGGACAAGGACAGUCCUCGAUGCUGGACCAUGCCCGGAGCUCGUUUGGUGGCCACAUAUAACCUCGCUGGUACCGGCAUUCUCGGAUACAAGACUGAGGUCACGUACACCGACUUGCCCGAAACAGAACAAGCCGCGCAAGAAACAGAUCAAGGGCUGCUGGUGCAACUGCUCGAUACAGCACAGAAAGAGGUCGACUGCCAAGUCUGCUACAACAUCAUGUUCGAUCCUGUCACAACCGCUUGCGGUCAUACGCUCUGUCGCAAAUGCCUGGCUCGCACGCUUGAUCACUCGACCCACUGUCCUGUCUGCCGCCGCUCUGUCAUCACCCCACCCUCACUUCUCAGAUACCCGAGCAACAAGACGUUGGUCAGUCUGCUCGAGGGGCUCGUUCCAGACAUCAUCUCUGCUCGCGCUGAAGCUGCCGCCCUCGAGGACGCCAUUGCUCUCCCAGAUUUUGAAACUCCUUUGUUCGUCUGCACCCUCGGUUUUCCCGGUUGUCCUACGUUUCUACGCGUCUUCGAGCCAAGAUAUCGACUGAUGAUCAGACGUGCUAUGGAAGGAAACCGGCAAUUCGGUAUGGUUACCUACAAUCGCCAUGGAGUACCCCAAGAAGGACUAGGCAACACACAAUUCCUCGCCUAUGGUGUCAUGCUCUACAUAGAGAAUGUGCAGAUGCUCCCCGAUGGCCAGAGCAUUGUCGAAACCAAAGGCAUGUACCGUUUCCGUGUGAAACAGUAUGGCACUUUGGACGGCUAUACAGUGGGCAGAGUUGAGCGUGUUGAAGACGUUUCGCUACAGGAAGAAGAGCGUCUAGAGGCCGAAGAAACAUCGCAGCCCCCUGCCGCGGAGAACGAUAUUGAGGGCCAAGUCAGCAGGAUGUCAACUCGAGAACUUCUCAUGCUCGGGCUUGACUUUAUCCUUGUCAUGCAAGGUCGAAGCGCACCUUGGCUACACCAACGCAUUCUAGAAGCUUACGGCGGCCCGCCGGACGACGCCGCCCUCUUCCCUUUUUGGUUCGCCAGCAUCCUUCCUAUCAGCGAGGACUGGAAGUAUCAUUUGAUGCAGACGACAAGUGUACGAUCGAGACUCAAGAUUACAGCUCUUUGGGUCAGGCACAUGCAGACACAGCGAUGGUACCAGAGCAACGCAUGCACAGUCUUAUGA
Molecule: messenger RNA, 1656 nt
Organism: Aureobasidium uvarum
Lineage: Eukaryota; Fungi; Ascomycota; Dothideomycetes; Dothideales; Saccotheciaceae
Source: the annotation of a GenBank genome assembly